AUGGAUAUGGAAGAUUUAGAAGGCUCUGUUGGUAGUGAUCUGGAUGAUUUGAUAAAUAUAGAAUGUGAUAUAGAAGAUGAUGACAUUGAGAAUAUAGAUACAUCAUUAUUAUUAUCAGAUACUGAGCCAGAUAAUCAACCUGAAACCAAAAUGGAGGUGAAGGAAUCAUCACCAUCUAACAUCUCAAAAUACAAAUCAGACAGCAAGAAAACAGACACAAAGGAAGAAGUAAAGACAAAAGUUGAACCAAAGACCCCUCAAGCGAAAAAGGCAGAUUCAUUCGAAGUUGAAGUUAAAACACCUGUAAUAUUGGAGACCAAACCACUUGUGGCUAAUAUUGAAACCAAAACUUCUGUCAAAACAGAACCCAAAACACCUGUUAAAACAGAAACCAAAACACCCAUUAAAACAGAUGUCAAAACAUCUGUUAAAACAGAAAUUAAGACCCCAGCAAAUACUGAAAAAAAGCUAUUAGUAAAGGUUGAAGAAAAGCUAGCUGUUGCUAACAAGGACAGAAAACUCCCAGUAAAAGAUGAGACUAAAACACCAGUUAAAAGUGAAAGCAAACCUCCAGAAAAAGCUGAAACUAAGACACCUUUAAAACAUGAAUCAAAGCCUGCUGAAAAAACAGCUAAUAAGCCUCCUGUAAAAAAAUCAGAUUGUAAACAAGUUGAGAAAAAAGAAGACUCUAAGAAAAAAGAAUCAGCAUCUGUUGUGCCAUCAGGUACUGAUCUGGUUGUCAUUGAAGAUGAUGAUGAUGAAGUUCGUAGUGUUGAAACAAUUGAAGGUGACGUAGAUGAUUUUCCAGAAGAAUGGAUGGUUCUUGAUGAAAUGGAUGAUGAUCCAAAAGGAAAAGACAGUGGGAGUAAGAAUAUAGAUGACAAAUCCAGAAAGGACCAUGAUUCUUCAAGGUAUAGAAGUCGACGACGAAGAAGUAGAAGUAGAUCAAGGUCCAGAUCUAGGUCAAGAAGUCGAUCUCGUGGACGUGGUAGAAGUGAUAGCAGACGUAGAGAUAGAGAACGGGAUUAUAAAUCCAGGUCAUCAUCUCAUAGAACACCAGAAAGAAAAGAAACUGCUGCCAGUAAACCUGUUGAAAAAAGUAAACCAGUUGAAAAGAAGGAUACUAAAUUACCUGAAAAGAAAGCUACUACCCCAAAGACAACUCCAGUUGUGAAACAGCUUGAGCCAUCAAGAGCUGUAGACCCAUUCAAAAAUAUGAGAGAUACUAUUGAAAAAUUUGAUAAAAGUUGGAGAUGGAAUUUAAAGAUUUCACCAGUAGAUAUCAAUGAUUUAAACAAUGAGACUUUUAGACAGAUUAUGGCAUUAGCUAAUGAUAGUGUUCUAGUUUUUAAUAUGCAGAAUGACAAAAAGAGAAAAUAUGGAUUUUUAGACCUUUGUUUGACAUCAGCUGGUGAAAUACGUCAAGCUAUAGAUAAAUUAUCUCAGCUACGAUUGGAAACCAACUUUGUCCACGUUAGUGUAUCACAUAAAUUAUUUGAACAGAAUGCUGGAACUGAAUCAGCGCUCUUAAAAUUGGAUCUGAGAGAAGGAAGACAUAUUACAUCAGCACCAGUUAAAGGCACAGAGAAACAGAGGAAAAUCAAUAUAUCCAAUGGCCCAAAGGGGAUGUCUAAAAUCAUACUAGAUGCAAUAUUUGCUAAAAUAGUAAAUAUUGUAAUAACAGAUAAUAGCGAAAAUGAGACUAGAAAUGCUACUGUUAUGUGUUCUAAUCCUGAAAGUGUUGGUGGUGUAUUAAGGUUUUAUCAAUCUGUAGUUAUUGGUGGUAGAAGAUUACAAAUACGCAGUGAAGUACCCCCUCCACCUCCUCUGAAAGAGGCACCAAAAGAAGACAGAAAAUCUCCAGCAGUAUCUGGUAACAAUGAUAGUAAAUCUAGUAAUCAGAAAUCAUGGCAAGAUGAUCGCAACAAACGUCAAAAUGAUAAUCGCAGACGUGGAGGUCAGAACAAUAAUAAUGAUGGUUUACUUGGACCAGAACCAGGUGCACAAGACAGACGUCGUGCUAUAGAGGAAGCUGAACGAAGACAAGAAUCAUUGAGUAGAUUAGGUAUAACAGUUGGUGUUGAUGAUUUCCUAGAAAGACCAGGUCUGUUGGAAGCUCCUGAUAUAGUUAUUAAAGAAACUAAAAGAUUACAGAGAGAAUUUAGUCAGAAUCAACAAAUAUUUGAGAAUAAUAUGAUACAAGAAUUCAGAAUGCAAGAGGAGAUGAGAAUUCGAGACAUAGAAAUUAGACAUCAAGCUGAAUUGGCUGAACAGAAACGCCAACAAGAGGAAUUAAUUUUGAGAAUGCAACAAGAUCGUGACCAGCAUCUUCAAGCACAGAAACGUAUGGAACUAGAACAACAAGAGAGAGAGAGAAUACAGAGACUAGAACGAGUUAGUUUAGAAAAAGAUCGACUAGAGCGUGAAAUGAUAGAACGUGACAGACUAGAACGUCUAAAACAAGCUAAACUAGAGAGUGAGAGACUUGAAAGAGAAAGAAUAGAGAAGAAAAGAAAAGAAGAGGAAGAAAGAGCAAGGAAAGAGAAACUAGCUAGAGAACAACUAGAAAGAGAGCAGAGAGAACGAGAGAGGCUUGAAGAAAUCAAACGACAAGCAGAGUUACGUCGACAGAGAGAGGAAAGAGAUGCUAAAUUACGCCAAGAACAACAACAAAGAGAUAGAUAUAUACGUCCUGAUCUGCAUCAUGGUUCAUCUAAUAACUGGCAACAUUCUUUACAUCUUCAAAAUGAACAAGAACAAUUUGAAAAGGAGAUUGGAUUACGAAGUGAAACAAGAAAGAGACAAAGUCGUUUUGAUGUACCAGAACAACCUGUAGAAGAGAAGAAAAAUCUACACCAGAAAAUACGAGAACAAUGGGAGAAGCAAGUAGCUGAAGCCAGUAGAUCUAAUCAACCUAGUGGACAAAAUAAUCAGCGUGAUGACCGCCGUAAUGAGAGUAAUGGUAAUAAUCCAAGUGGUAAUUGGGGUAGACCUGACCAUAUACCUGGUAGAUCAGAUCUUAGUAAUAAAGAUCCUUAUGGUGGAACCUGGGAUAUGCCUGGUAAAUCUGAAGGCAGUGGUUAUGGAGGCAGUUGGGGAGCAGCUUCAAAAGGUCAAGGGUUACUUGGUGUGGCACCAAAUCAAUCAGAUCCAGUCCCAUCAGCCUAUAGCUCAACUGUCAGAGAAUAUGGACAUCAAGGUGGUAAACGCAAUAACCCCUGGGGUGACCAAACACCAACUUAUGGUGAGAAGCGUAAUAGAGGAGCUGAGAUUAGUGAUUUUAAUUAUCAACCAAGGGAUUUGCCAUCCUUAUUGGGAGAAAGACCUGGUGAACAAUGGAGUGCACCACCAAGUCGAGAACAAGGGAGAAAUUAUGAUCAAGGCAAAGCUGGUUGGGGUAGUGGUGCAGUUGAUCCUUAUAGAAAUCAAGGUCAUCAUCAACAGCAAUCGUAUCAACCUCAACAGCACCAUCCACAACAACAUCAUCAGCAACAACAUCAUCAGCAACAACAUCAGCAUCAUCAACAACAACAACAGUAUCAUCCUAACUGGUAG
Messenger RNA from Lottia gigantea (owl limpet), 3555 nucleotides. RefSeq lists its product as hypothetical. The transcript is spliced from 11 exons. Lineage: Eukaryota; Metazoa; Mollusca; Gastropoda; Lottiidae. The record is from RefSeq and is a predicted model, not a curated record. The coding region runs from base 1 to 3555 and encodes 1184 amino acids.